Messenger RNA from Saccharomyces cerevisiae S288C, 411 nucleotides. RefSeq lists its product as uncharacterized. Bases 1 to 411 code for a protein of 136 amino acids. Lineage: Eukaryota; Fungi; Ascomycota; Saccharomycetes; Saccharomycetales; Saccharomycetaceae. The record is from RefSeq and is marked reviewed. The transcript has a single exon.
AUGUUCCUAUUUACGUUUACCAUUCUUGAGAGUGAAAAACUUAUUAUAUGGCCCGUUCCGGCCGUGGUACUGGGUGUUAUGGCCCCAAAACGCGCAUAUUCCACGCCUUUUGGGCCUUGGCCGGGCCCCGCGGAGUGCCUGUGGAAUUGCCCUUCGGAGCUAAGGCAGUUCAGUUCGUGUUGUUUACCUCUGCCGAAACUGAGGCCGCCCAGGCCCACUUUCGCUUCUCUUUGGCGUGUUGUGGCGGCGAUCGCUGCAUUGUUUCAAGUGCCCUGGAGACGUAAAACAGGCGUGGGAAAAGCAAUCUUCUGCAUAGGUUGCUGCUGCCUAGCAUAUCAGUGGCGCAGAACGCGGUAUUUUGCAUACAAGAUUAUGACAGGAACAUGCUUCAUGACAGACUUGGCGCCCUAA